GCGCGCGGCGCGGGGAGGCGGGGCCUCGUGGAGGGUCGGCCCGGCCCCGCCUUCCGGGUCCGGGCACGGAGGCCGGCCGCAAGGGGGCGGGCCUUACAAUGAAGCACAUCAAUUUGUCCUUUGCCGCCUGUGGGUUCCUGGGCAUCUACCACUUGGGGGCAGCGUCUGCCCUUUGCAAGCACGGCAGGAAGCUGCUGAAGGACGUGAAGGCCUUUGCAGGCGCCUCUGCGGGCUCCUUGGUGGCCACCGUCCUGCUGACGGCACCGCAGAAAUUGGAGGAAUGUAAAGCGUUCACCUACACGUUUGCCGAAGAAAUCCGCGGGCAGUCCUUUGGGGCCAUGACGCCCGGCUAUGACUUCAUGGCCCGACUCAGGUGUGGGAUGGAGUCCAUCCUCCCCGCCAAUGCCCACCAGCUGGCCCACCGCCGACUGCAUGUGUCCAUCACCAACACCAGGACCAGGCAGAACUACUUGGUGUCCAGCUUCAGCUCCCGGGAGGACCUCAUCAAGGUGCUGCUGGCCAGCAGCUUUGUGCCCGUCUACGCCGGGCUGACACCGGUGGAGUACAAAGGGCAGAAGUGGGUGGACGGUGGCCUCACCAACAGCCUGCCCAUCCUGCCUGUGGGCCGAACAGUGACCGUUUCCCCCUUCAGCGGGCGCCUGGACAUCUCCCCGCGGGACAAGGGGCAGCUGGACGUGUACGUGAACAUCUCCAACCAGGACCUUGUGCUGUCCAUGGCGAACCUGGUGAGGCUGAACCAAGCCCUGUUCCCGCCCAGCCAGAAGGGGAUGCAGUCGCUGUUCCGCCGUGGCUUCCAGGACGCCGUGCUCUUCUUGCACAGAGAAAACUGGUUCGAGGAGGAGGAGGAGAAGCACUGACGCCACAACAGGCAGCUGUCCAGAGGCGGAUCCAGAGCUGUCCCCUCUCAUGACGAGGAUGGGCUAUCACAGCAUGACUGGGGCCAAGACACGAUCUUUCCUUCU
Molecule: messenger RNA, 983 nt
Organism: Sorex fumeus (smoky shrew)
Lineage: Eukaryota; Metazoa; Chordata; Mammalia; Eulipotyphla; Soricidae
Product: patatin-like phospholipase domain-containing protein 4
Exons: 8
Coding region: 99-878 (259 amino acids)
Biological process (GO): triglyceride catabolic process; lipid homeostasis
Cellular component (GO): lipid droplet; membrane; cytoplasm
Molecular function (GO): triacylglycerol lipase activity; retinyl-palmitate esterase activity
Source: RefSeq, a predicted model, not a curated record